Messenger RNA from Cladocopium goreaui, 1534 nucleotides. The record is from the annotation of a GenBank genome assembly. NCBI's taxonomy places the organism in Eukaryota, Dinophyceae, Suessiales, Symbiodiniaceae.
GAUACUGAUAUUGGUUUAAAAUGGAACCAGUGGUGCCACUGGUUCCAUUGCCGUGAAAUGGAGGCGGAGUAUGGACUUUAUUUUUUGCGCAAUUACCAGCUAGCCCCGUUACCCGGGACGCCUGCGUUGCUACUGUUUGUUUUCCCGCUGGGCGGCCGUGAUACGCGACAGGAACAGGAUGAGACUGCUCCCGAACCUGAAAUCGUCGUAUCGGUAUCGUCUGCAAAACCGGUGGUUGAGAGGCCCACCAGCAGGCUGAACUCAUCGCAAUCCUUUGGGUUGGCAAAGCCACCUCCGCCGAAGUUCGCAGUAGGUGCUGCAGAGGAGUCAGAGGUUGUGGUGAUUGACACUUUGCGGGAGCCGGUUGCAAAGGCGGCACAGGCUGCACCAGAAGAGGACUUAGUCGCCACCGGCACUUUGUCCGACGACGAAGAACUCUUGCUUGGCGGUGGAGCUGGGGACACCAAGAAGCAGAAACUGGGUGACGGUGUGGACAGCGACUCAGACCCUGAGAAAAGUGGCCCGGCAGUUUCUGCGGCGGCACCGGUGGCCCCGGUGGCCCCCGCGGCCUACACGGAGGUGCAGCCGGAAGCGUUGGUGGAGCGCACGGAGGUGAGCCCUCCCACGCCCAUCGGGCGCCCCGCGCUGCAGUCGUCGCCUCCACCAGGUGGUGAGGCACCCCUGCCAGUGAUGCCAGUGGCGGUUGGUGUGGCAGCCCUCAGCCAGGCGCCUUGCAGAACUGGUCAAACUUCUAAUGUGGAGGAUGGCCUGAUUCUGCCUGUGCCACAAGAGAGACAACUGCGCGACAUGGAUCAGCAGGUGGAAGAACUCUUGGACAGGUUCUUUGAAAAUAGCGAGGCAUGGGCUCUCAUUCAGCAGGUGAUUGGUUCCGCGCAAAUGCAGGAACCUGGCAUUGGCCUGCAGUACUUCCGCAUUCAGGUGCCAUCUCCUUACCCGGGCGUUCAGUUCCGAAAGUCGAUGCAUUUGGACGACAGGUACAGUCGCUAUGCAAAACAAGGCCAGACUGUGGAGGGUGUCGUUGAAGGUGGUGGCGAAUGGCUUCGCAUCAGUGACAAGAUCUUCCUUCCCAUGAAGGUGGGCCCGGUGGGAAUCAUGCAGCCUAUCAGCAAGGAGGAACGGGAGGAGGCAGUGAGGCUUGAGAAGGAGCGCCGAAACGGCGGAGAAGCGAGUCCCGUGGGGUUCAGCGACUUGCCCACCACCUCAGAGGCUGCUGGCCCAGCAGAGCCAGAGGUCGACCAGAACGUUCUGCGACCCAACAGCUUGAGGGGCUUGCCUGAAUCGAUUUGUAAAGCGCCAUUACGAGAUCCGCAGGCCUUGAACGAGUUCUACUCGCAGAAUCCCAUCAAUGCACUGGGGGACACGCCCAGACGGGCACUACAUCCUUGGGGCUCUCAGGAGCCAUCAAACUGACGUAUGCUGUGCCUCCGCCUCCAAAGAUUUCCGGGGUGAGGCUCAGCAGCUGCCCGUCACCGCGGCUCACCGCGACGCGCUGUUUCUGUUAAAAAGAGAGCUG